AUGGAAGAAUUUAAUGAGGCCAUUUUCUCAUGUGGGCUUGCGGAUGUGGGCUUUGAUGGCCCCCAGUUUACUUGGACCAACGGUACGGUCUGGCAGCGUUUGGACCGGGCUAUUGCGAACUCAGCUUGGAUGGACACGUUUGACGUGACGAAGGUGUCCCAUCUAGUGCGGGGUAGAUCUGAUCAUGCCCCUCUCUUGAUCAAAUGUGGUAUGCAUAAGGCGCAUAGCUCAUCUUUCCGUUUUCUUAAUGUCUGGGCCAACCAUUCGAGUUUCAUGGAUGUGGUUCGGGACGCUUGGCAAGUACCUGUCCAAGCUGGGGGUAUGCUCGGUUUCCACCAGAGGCUGUCAAGCGUUAAACACAAACUCCGCUGCUGGAGCAGGCAGUCCUUUGGAGAUAUCUUUCAGACAGUCCAAGUGGCUGAGGAAACCUUGCGGCAUUGCCAGGAGGAGUUUGACGCGGCUCGGGAUGACAGCUCUCGGAUGCAGUUGCGGGAGGCUCAGGCUCGUUACGCUCGAGCUUUAGGCGUGGAGUGUGAGUACUGGAGGCAAAAAUCGGCAAUUAGGUGGAUCCAGCAGGGCGAUGCCAAUACCAAGUUCUUCCAUUCCAUCGUGAAGCAGCGAAGGAAUGCCAACUUUGUCUCACGGGUGAGGGAUGGUACGGGUUGCUGGCUAGAAGAGGAGGAGGACAUCAGAAACUCGGCAGUGCAGUACUUUGAAAAGUUGCUCACGUCGGAUCGGGAGGACCGGGCUACCCCAAGCCUGGAUUUCCCGCUCCCCUCAAUAACAGCUGCGGACAAUAUGAUGUUCCAGCAGCUGCCGUCGCUACAGGAGGUAAAGGAGGUAGUUUUCUCGAUGUCGAAAGAUAGUGCGCCGGGGCCGGACGGAUUCGGGGCAGGUUUCUACCAGGAGUGUUGGUCAAUUAUCCACAGGGAGCUCCUCGAAGCAGUUCAGGAAUUCUUCAAGGGGGCCCCCCAACCCAGAGGCUUCUCUAGUGCAUUGAUUGUGUUAAUCCCAAAGGUAACGGGAGCGGCCAAAUGGCAGGAGUUCAGGCCGAUUAGCUUGUGUAACCAAAGCUCCAAAAUUAUCUCCAAAGUGCUAACAAAUCGCCUCAACCUGAUACUCCCUAAUCUUAUCUCAUCUUGGCAGUCAGGUUUUGUCCCAGGUAGGAGCAUUGCUGACAAUAUUCUAGUGGCACAGGAGCUAGCACAGGAUAUUGAUAGGAAACUGACAUGUCCGAACUUGAUGCUUAAGCUAGAUAUGGAGAAGGCGUAUGACAGGGUAGAAUGGAGUUUCCUUAUAUUUAUGCUCCGCCGGUUUGGGUUUCAAGAGUGGGGGGUGGAUCUCCUAUUUCGGACGUUGUCAAAUAAUUGGUUCUCGUUGCUUAUCAAUGGCUCCUCGGCAGGAUACUUCAAAUCCUCUAGGGGGGUGCGACAAGGUGACCCACUCUCUCCAGCAUUGUUUCUUCUGGUGGCCGAAUUCUUGGGUUGGGGAAUGCAUCACCUGUUCUGUCAGGAUGAGAGCCGAUUUUAUGUCUCCCCUGGGUUGCGGGUCCCUUAUUUGGCGUUUGCAGAUGAUACCCUGGUCUUCACACGGUGCUCUGAGGGGGGGCUGACUUCUCUCAAGACAUUCUUUGAUUCGUACCAAGCGUUCUCUGGUCAGAAGAUUAAUGCCCACAAGAGCUGUUUUAUUCUGUCUACCCGGGCGUCCUCUACACAUGGGUCAAUGGUGGCUUCAACGCUACAUUUUCAGCAACAGUUCCUCCCGUUCACGUACCUGGGGGCCCCAGUCUUCAAGGGACGAACGACGUGUGUUUUGUUUGAUCCCCUUGUGGCUAAGGUGCAGGCCCGGCUAUCUCAUUGGAGCUCGCGAUUGCUCUCGUCAGGGGGUAAAUUGGUGCUUCUGCGGCAUGUUCUUACCUCGAUGCCUAUGUACCUGCUGCAAGUUAUGGAUCCUCCUCGGGCAGUUUUGCUCAGGUUGGGAAAAUUGUGUAAUGCGUUUCUUUGGGAUAAGCCCGCUGGCACAAGGGGCAUACACUGGACUUCUUGGGAAACGAUCUGCUUCCCGGUGGCUGAGGGUGGACUGGGUUUUCGCUCCUUUGCAGACAUGUGCUCGGCCUUUGCCUGUAAAUUAUGGUGGCGGCUACGCAAAAAUGAAUCACUUUGGGCGAGUUUCAUGCACGCCAAAUAUGUUCGAGGCAAGCACCCGAUCCAAGUGACGGUAGCCAGGCCUUCGCCCACAUGGAGGCGGCUGGAGGGAAUCAGAAGGGUUGCGGAGAACCACAUCAGGUGGUGCGUGGGUAGAGGGUUUGUAGAUUUGUGGUAUGAUCGUUGGCUCUUUGAAGUCCCGCUAGCCGACCUUGUUUCCAUUCCUGAUCCGCCCCACAUGCUGCUCGCAGAAUUCUUUGACGACAGGGGUUGUAAUGUAGAGAAACUGCAGCAAUGGGUACCGGCUCAGUUGGUACAUCAGAUCCAGGAUAUUCAGUUAUUCCCCGAGCAGCAGGAUCGAAUGGUUUGGGUGGGCUCACCCACGGGGGAGUUCGCAACCAAGGCUGCUUGGGAGGUUUCUCGGCUCAAACAUAAUGCCUCGAUGCUGGAUGGGUUCGUUUGGACAAGGAUUGUGCCACUGAAAAUAUCAUUCUUUGCAUGGAAGGUUUUACGUAACUUGAUCCCCUUGGAAACGGUUCUGCAACGGCGAGGAGUUCCCCUGGCCUCACGCUGCCCGUGUUGUUUAUUGGAACAAGAGUCGCUAGUCCAUCUCUUCGUCAAGGGCCCCGUAGCAAGGGAGGUUUGGCGUUCCUUUUGUCAGAGAUUUGGGAUUAUUGAUCCUCGCUUCUCAUCAGUAUCUGCGAUGGUAUUGGCAUGGCUUACCUCGACUUCAUUGGUAUCUCGGGACCAUAUCAGGACUGUCGUUCCAAUAGUCAUACUGUGGUUCCUAUGGAAGGCUAGGAACAAGGCGCUUUUUGAGGGUGAAAUCUUUGAGGCUCGUAGGGUGGUGUCGGCGGUCGACGAAUUCGUAAAGCAAUUGGGGGCGACAGCAAGACUUUCGGCAGCACAUUUCCGAGGUGACAUGGGGGACCCAUGGAUCGGACGCUGCACCCGACCAGUGAAACGGAAGACGGCGCAGGCGGUGUCUUGGAGCCGCCCUCCGUGGCAACAUGUCAAGUUGAAUACGGAUGCUAGUGUUUCUAACAAACGCGCGUAUGGGGGUGGUUUGCUUCGCGACUCGGACGGUCAAUUAAUUUUUGCCUAUUACAAGGAGUUUGGGGAGUUGGACGUUCUCCUGGCAGAAAGUACUUCAUUGCUACAUGGACUUCAGCUUUGUAGUGACCUAGCCCCGGGACCCUUGCUGGUGGAGGUGGACUCUAAGAGCCUGGUUGAUCUGCUCAAUGCGGGAGCGACGUCCAAUUGGCCCUUGUGUAACACGUUGCGUCGUAUCCGAGCUCUGCUUUCCUCACUUUCGGCAGCAGUAUCUCAUAUCUUCAGGGAGGCAAAUGCGUCGGCGGAUGCGCUCGCUGGGUUGCGGAUGCCGUCGGAACUUUUUUGUACUUCGCUCCCUCAGCUUCCGCGUGGUGUGCGAGCUAGGGUAUGCCUAGACAGCCGCGAGGUCUCUUCCCUGCGGUGGCAACCCGGUUAG
Coffea arabica (coffee) is the source of this 3633-nucleotide messenger RNA. RefSeq lists its product as uncharacterized. NCBI's taxonomy places the organism in Eukaryota, Viridiplantae, Streptophyta, Magnoliopsida, Gentianales, Rubiaceae. The record is from RefSeq and is a predicted model, not a curated record. Gene Ontology annotation, molecular function: RNA-DNA hybrid ribonuclease activity; nucleic acid binding.